AAAUAACCGAGGAACAGUCUGAUUAAAGUGAACAGAGUCUGGCCAUCGCCCAAGGGAGUCCGUUUACACUGAUUUUUCCAGCGUCCAGUCUUGAUGAUUUCCUGCAAAGCGUCGCGGUUCGUAUUAGAAAAUUCCAUCUGCCAGAAGCAGCAGCAGAAGAAUUAUUCUCUGCAAGGAGUAGUAGGAAAUUUCCAGCUGAGGCCAUCUCAUUAUCAUCAUCAGCCUGGGAUAAGGUGUUGUUCCUCAUCAACUGAUGGUCAAUGGACAAGCUCGAGUUACGAUUAUCAUGUCAAUAUCAAGAAGAAGCUCCUCAAGACAGAAGAAAUUAGAAAGGUGAAUUGCCAAGUGGAAGUGAUUUCGUGGAGGGAGAGAAGAAUUAAGGCCCAAAUUGCUGUCAAUGCAGACAUUCAAUCUGUCUGGAAUGCUCUCACUGACUACGAGCGUCUCGCUGAUUAUAUUCCCAAUCUCAUUUCCAGUGGGAGAAUUGCUUGCCCUCAUCCAGGGAGGAUAUGGUUGGAGCAGAGAGGCCUGCAGAGGGCACUCUAUUGGCAUAUUGAAGCUCGCGUCGUGUUGGAUCUAAAAGAAUUUCCCAUUUCAGCUAAUAAUCAUGAGCUACACUUUUCGAUGGUUGAUGGGGACUUUAAGAAGUUUGAUGGCAAGUGGUCUUUAAAAUCAGGGACAAGGUCUGGAACAACACAAUUAUCAUAUGAAGUUAAUGUAAUUCCAAGGUUCAACUUUCCAGCUAUUUUCUUGGAAAGGAUUAUUAGAUCAGAUCUUCCUGUGAAUCUUCAAGCCUUGGCUUGUCAAGCAGAGCGAGAUUUUAUAGGGAAUCAAAUUGCAGAAAAUGGGAAAUCCAGGGCCAUACUUACUUCUCUGGGCAAAGGUGUACCUGAUGCUUUCUAUGAAAAGGAUAAUUUGUUUAGUGGAGAUAUUAAAGAGAGUUUUCCUGGCUCAAAUAUUGGCCCCAUACCAUCAUCUUCAAGUGAGUUAAAUACUAACUGGGGUGUUUUUGGAAAAGUUUGCAGACUUGAUAGGCCUUGCACGGUGGAUGAAGUUCAUCUUCGCAGAUUUGAUGGACUACUGGAAAAUGGAGGGGUUCAUCGCUGUGUUAUUGCUAGCAUAACUGUCAAAGCUCCUGUUCGUGAAGUCUGGAAAGUUUUGACUGCUUAUGAGAGUCUUCCUGAGAUAGUUCCAAACUUGGCCAUUAGUAAGAUUUUAUCACGAGAAAACAACAAGGUCCGCAUACUGCAGGAAGGAUGCAAGGGUCUGUUGUACAUGGUUCUGCAUGCACGUGUUGUUCUAGAUUUAUGUGAACAUCUUGAACAGGAGAUUAGUUUUGAGCAGGUAGAAGGAGACUUCGACUCAUUUCAGGGCAAGUGGCUUCUAGAGCAAUUAGGCAGUCAUCAUACGCUACUGAAAUACACUGUGGAGUCCAAAAUGCAUAAAGAUUCUAUUCUUUCAGAAGUUAUUAUGGAGGAGGUUAUAUAUAAAGAUCUCCCAUCAAACUUAUGUGCAAUUCGAGAUUACAUUGAGAAGAGGGAGGACUCAAACUCAUUAGAGAUAAAUGAACUCGCACAUUGUUCCAAGGAACUACAUUCACCUAAUGGCAACGUACACAGUGAUUCUAGCAUGAAGACCAUGAAGGUUGAUGAUUUUAAUAAGCCAAAUUCACCAAAACAAAGACCAAGGGUUCCUGGGUUGCAGAGGGAUAUUGAAGUUCUGAAGUCUGAGCUACUGAAGUUUAUAUCAGAACAUGGGCAAGAAGGAUUUAUGCCCAUGAGAAAGCAGCUUCGUCUACUUGGUAGGGUGGAUAUUGAGAAGGCCAUAACACACAUGGGUGGAUUUAGAAGAAUUGCAACGUUGAUGAAUCUUUCUCUUGCAUACAAGCACCGAAAACCAAAGGGAUACUGGGACAAUCUAGAGAAUUUGCAGGAAGAGAUUAGUCGAUUUCAGAAGAGCUGGGGAAUGGACCCUUCGUUUAUGCCAAGCAGAAAAUCCUUCGAGCGUGCUGGGCGUUAUGAUAUUGCGAGAGCAUUGGAGAAAUGGGGUGGACUCCAUGAAGUUUCUCGUCUUCUAGCUUUAAAGGUAAGGCAUCCUAAUAGGCAGGCAAAUGUUGUGAAGGAUAAGAAAAUUGAUCAUAUGGCUUCUACUAAUGUAGAAGGGGAAGACAUCAUUCCAUCAAAAACUCAUGUAUCACAGGAUACACAAAAAUGGCUCAUGAAAUUGAAAGAUUUAGACAUUAACUGGGUUGAAUGAAUUGCCCCCCAGUUCUCAUUCA
Manihot esculenta (cassava) is the source of this 2278-nucleotide messenger RNA. RefSeq lists its product as uncharacterized. The record is from RefSeq and is a predicted model, not a curated record. The transcript has 10 exons. NCBI's taxonomy places the organism in Eukaryota, Viridiplantae, Streptophyta, Magnoliopsida, Malpighiales, Euphorbiaceae. Gene Ontology annotation, biological process: regulation of photosynthesis, light reaction. The coding region runs from base 94 to 2256 and encodes 720 amino acids.